Molecule: messenger RNA, 877 nt
Organism: Effrenium voratum
Lineage: Eukaryota; Dinophyceae; Suessiales; Symbiodiniaceae
Source: the annotation of a GenBank genome assembly
GCCCGCCAAGGAGCAAAAGGUGCUGACCAAUGACGGAGAUCGCCUUUGGAUCAUUGCCAAGAUGGCUGACUGCACGGGUGCGAUCACCUUGGCGCUUCGAGAGCGUGCAGUGCUUAGCCUGGCCAACGUCCCAGACAAAGAGCAGUUCUUAGACCUCCUGAAGGAAGAUGGUAUCCAGUUUCCGCUGAUGUCGUCCGCCCGCAUCGUGCUCAAAGAUGCGCAGGGCAUCAUCGUGGAAGCGGAGGAACAGUCCUUCACCCUGCAGCCCACAAUGGCGAUGAGCGAGCUCAGCAGCUACGUGCAGAGCAUUACGCGCAGGGCUGACGCAACAUUGCCGAGCACCUUGAAGGCCUUGACAGCUUCUGCGCACUACCGUGUCUUGGUGGCGUCAGGCGAGGUCAUGCAGCCAUGCGAGCGUGCCCUUGUCCUCCUGAAAAGCACCAAGCGGACACACCAGACCCCUUUGGGCGAUGGCUUUCGCCUCACGACCCCGGGGGUUCAGUGCGGCCUGGAGGAAACGGAGAUGGCCACAUAUGAGGCGGUGGGCACAGCCACAAAUGCGACAUUGAAGGACUUUGUCCUGGACCCUCCGAAGACAGGAGAGCGAGUUAUGCACGCACUUGGAUUGGUGGUGGGGGUCGACGUCAAGACCGGCAAGCUCCUUCUGGAACAGAUCCAGCCGGUCCGCCCGGAGGAUGUCACGCACGCGCGGGACCUGCUCUCGCGUCUCAUCGCGUGGUCAGCCACAUGGGCGAUUGAGUCGCGCAAGCACUCAAGCGGCGGCGGGACGAAGCGAGCGGCUAGCGAGGUGCCGAGUGCAACUCGCACCUGCCGUCGCCUGAGCGCUUGCCCGACCGACGCCCCUUUUCCCUACUGA